Molecule: messenger RNA, 1699 nt
Organism: Drosophila elegans
Lineage: Eukaryota; Metazoa; Arthropoda; Insecta; Diptera; Drosophilidae
Exons: 1
Coding region: 101-1519 (472 amino acids)
Source: RefSeq, a predicted model, not a curated record
UCAAACACAAGAUAAUGAAAUAUUUUCUGCCAUCUCCAAUUGUGUAAAACGAAUUCAAGGAAAAUUUUAAAAUAUUAAUUUUUAAGGCCGUUGCUCGAAAAUGUCCGAAAACGAGGACGUGGAGGCGGCACCUGUGAAUUCUGCGGGAACAACUGAAGGAUCCGGCAAGGAUGAAACGCCAAAGAAGCCGCUGCCAAUGUCGUUUGCAGAUUGGAAAAAGUGCAAGGAGGCGCUGAAACCGGAAUCGAAAGGCGGACCACAACGUAGCAACAACAAUAGUGCUUAUAACAACAAUAAUAAUAAUAACAAUAAUGGACGUAAACAAUGGUCGUCGAAUGACAACAGAAAUUUCCAAGGAGGCGGAGGACCGAGAAACGACUACCAGGACAGGAAUAACUAUCCACCCCUGAGCAGACCCCCGCCGCUUCCCAUGCAGCUGAUGAACAUGGGAUUUGGGGGCAACUUUGGGCCGGGUCCCUGUGGUCCGCCAAUGGGAGGUCACCCCAUGGGUCCUGGGGGACCAAUGGGCUUCGGUGGACCACCGUGUGGCCCCGGGCCCAGACGCAAUCAGAACCAGCGACCACUGCAACCGCCUCCGUUCUGGGAGGACAUGAUGUCGCCGCAACACCGACCACCACCCAUCCAACCGCCCAUGCCCAAGUGCCCCAGCCUGUGGAACCUGGUGCCCAAGGAGCGCGGUCAGCAGCAACACAAUCAACAGAGUAACAAGAAGUUCAAGUCCAAUAAUAGCGGCAACAAAGUCAAAGAUUCCAAGCUAAUGCCUCCCCCUCCGCCGCCGACGUCAAGUGAUGGCAACAAUUCGCAAUCGAACGGAGAGGCCCAGCCCUCCAAGAAGCCCAAGCGCAGCGGCACCUUUGUGCAGGUCAACGGUCAGUGGAUCCAGAAGCCGGAGGCACCGCUGCCCCUGGAAGAUGCGCCGCCUGGUACGAAGGAGGAGCGCCAGCGCCAGUGGAAGGAGUACCGCAUGGCCAUGAAGCCGUUCAAGAAUCGCGAAUUUCACAACUGGAAGCGAACGGUGCAGCGUUUGGGCAAGCUGCCGCGUGAACAGCUGGACGAACAUCAGCUGGAACGUCUGGAGAAGGCCGAGGAGUCAAUAGGCGCCCACAAGGCGAUGCUGACGGUGAAGCACGCUGAGCGCUGGGUGCAGCAGGAUAAUAAGAACGACAAAAGUCAGCUGUUUUUGCGCAAGUCCCCCAAUAUCGGUUCCUGGGAGUUGCCCAAGGACAAGCCACCGAAUGGCUAUCAAUCGGCGCACGACUUCAAGAAGCAGCAGAUGCAGAAGUUCUUCGGCACCGGGCGUGCCAUUAAGGGCGGAGCGGAUCUCUCAGUCAUUGGGCAUUUGGCGCCACCGCCGCCGCCUCCAGACACGCCACCGCAGACGAAUAACUACUGGCCCGGUGGGUCAGCCAUCAGUGCAACGGGCUCCAACUCCAAUCCCUCCUUCUUCAGCCACUACAGCAACAACUUUGUCAAGGGUGGAACCAUGCUGCCGCCCUAAAACUGAUCACGAAAACUAACCCAAGGCGUGGGUUUUAACCACUAUCCACUAGCAUGGCACCUGCAAAAAGUCUACACAUUUACGCUCCAAGGUCAGCAGUUUCUUCUUCAUCCUGAAUCGAAGGCAUCGGUAUUUGUAUUCAGAUAAAUGUAACAAAAUCAACUUGAUACAGAAAAUCAA